AUGGCAGUAUCAGACAGCACCUCGACCAGUUCCUCCAGCGACAGCCUCUGGGUCGACCGAGGCAUCCUGGCGUCAACAGCAACUCGGCGGGAUCAAGGAUCUCAAUCCAGUACCUCCAGAAGCUCGUCCCAGAGAGGGGACGGCGAUGCUGGUCGCAAGCGGCGUGGUCGGAGGGACUCGUCUUCCCCUCGAACCUCCAAGAACUCGUCCCGCCAGACCUCUCGCUCUCAAGGGGACAAACCCAGCACAAUAACCACCACCUCGGCCACCCAUAAACCCUACAACCCCUUCGGCAGCCUCUACAAGCCCGUCACAAACCACCGGGCGUACCGCUUUGGCAGCCACACCGACCAGCGGCCAGAUCACCGACCCGCGCAGCGUCUCGCGCUACUAAAGCCCGCCGCCGAGGAAGAGUGCUGCGGCGACCCCGUCGUGGAGCGGUCCAUCGCGGAGCGGCGAAGGGUGUACCUGGGCAGCCUGGCAUACGGGACCGAGCCCACCGAGAUCGAGGCGUUUGUCCGCAAGUAUGGUGUCGCGGGGGGUUAUGUCAAGAUGCACAUCUCUAUCGACGAGUUCACGGGGUGGAACCCGGGCUACUGCUUCCUGGAGUUUGAGGAUGCGAGCGCCGCGGCUCGGACGCUGGACCUGCUCGACGGGAAGAUGCUGAAGGGCCGGCCGGUCAGGUGCUCCUCGUGCAACCCGAAAGGCGCCACCCUCGCUGGGCGCCGCAGAGGCGAGAGCGAGGCUGCUUUCCGUCGGUGGGGAGACUUUGUUGGCGGCGGUGCUGAUGGCGAUGGUCCUGCGGCUGCUGCUUCGGCUGAGUUACUGGGCGAGCUGAGGAGUGGCGACGAUGUGCCUCGAGGUCCGCAAGGUCCGGGCCAGACUCUGAAGUACUACCAGAGUCGCCACGAGGGUGUCAAGCGGCGCCUCUACGUUGGUGGUCUGCCCAGGAUGCACGACCAGGCCAUGGCGUACAACGAGAUGCUCAAGUUCUUUGAUGGGUAUCAAGUUGUGACAGCCAGCAAGCGCUUCUCGCCAGCCCCGGUCCAAGCAGGCAACGGCAGGCGCAACUGGCAAUUCGUCGACUUCGUCAGCAGCGAGGAGGCGGGUGCUGCCCUCGAGGCGAAGAGGUGUUCGAGAUGGCGGGGAGCAGUCGUCAAGCUGGCCUGGGCCAAGCUGAAGGACUGA
Molecule: messenger RNA, 1188 nt
Organism: Microdochium trichocladiopsis
Lineage: Eukaryota; Fungi; Ascomycota; Sordariomycetes; Xylariales; Microdochiaceae
Exons: 2
Coding region: 1-1188 (395 amino acids)
Molecular function (GO): RNA binding
Source: RefSeq, a predicted model, not a curated record